Molecule: messenger RNA, 2516 nt
Organism: Brassica napus (rape)
Lineage: Eukaryota; Viridiplantae; Streptophyta; Magnoliopsida; Brassicales; Brassicaceae
Product: callose synthase 7-like
Exons: 4
Coding region: 382-807 (141 amino acids)
Source: RefSeq, a predicted model, not a curated record
GAAAAAAGGUGAAAAAAUAAAUGAAAAAUGAAAUAAAGAGACAGAACCGGUCCUAUAUAUGGAGGUUGAAGAAUCAGUAAAAACCCCAUACCUGGCAGAUACAUAUUGGCUUGAGAAAAGGUGACCUCUUCUCUUCUCUUUCGUAUUCGAUCUGUUUCCUCUCUUCUUUGAUUCUCUCCGCGCUCGCAUCUCCAUCUAUUUUUACUUCCUCAUAGAGCAAUCAGAUAACCCCAAACCCCACUCAACGAAUCUCCAUCUCUCUCCGCGCUCGCAUCUCCUUUUCCUCUGCACAUAUAAAUCCACAAUGAGUAUUAUAAUAAACAUCGAUUCCUCAAGUAUUGUCAGAGAAGAAGAGGAACUGGUAACAGUAAUCGAUCGGGUAUGGCGAGUACGAGCGGAGGAAGAGGCGGCGAGGAUGGGAGGCCGCCGCAGAUGAUGAUGAUUGAUGAUCGGAGGAUAACGCGAGCUGGGACGAUGAUGAUGAUUGAUCGUAACGAAGACGAGAAUAUCAUCGAUAGCGAGCUUGUGCCUUCUUCUCUCGCAGCGAUUGCUCCCAUUCUUCGUGUAGCUAAUGACAUUGAAGCAGAUAAUCCAAGAGUUGCUUACCUCUGUCGCUUCCAUGCCUUUGAGAGGGCUCAUACAAUGGAUCCAACAUCAAGUAGACGAGGAGUCCGUCAAUUUAAAACCUAUCUAUUGCACAAAUUACAAGAGGAGGAACCGACGAGUGAUUCCAAUGAAAUUCAGACGUACUAUCAGAAUUUCUAUGAGGAUAAUAUAGAAAACCGAGAAGGGAAAAAGACACCAUGAGUAUCUUCUCCUUCUCUUAAUGGUAGUUGCUUAGGAGGAAUUUUAAAGCUUGAUGGCUAAUGCUUUUUGUUUCAGUCUCGUGUUGUUGUCUACAUUGUUUCUUUUAAAGGUUAAUGCUUUUCGUUUCAGUCUUUGUUGUUGUUUUCCUCCCUGUUGGUGUAGUAAUAAAGCUUGAUGUUAUGUGUAUCUCGUGUUGUCUUGGUAUGUGAUGGUCUGAUGUAUCUUUAUUAUCUUUGUUUGUAUUGCAGGUGGAAGACACAGGACAGAAGAAGACAGUUGGGGUGGAAGACAUGGGACAGUAGACAGUAACCAUGUGAUAGAAAAAGACAAUAUGUUCCUUGUAAAAAGUUGUUGUGUUUUGUAUCUAGUGAAGUAACAACUUGUGUGAUAUGUUUCACGUUUAUUUUUGAAGUUUUACCGAACCAAAUACAACUUGUCUUUAUAAGACUUCUUUCUUCUCACAUUUUGAUUCAAACCAUUUGUUCCCGUAUCUCACAUGUUGCUUCUUUCUUUAAGACUUUGUUUUCUCACAUUUCUUCACAUUGUUUUCUCUACUUGUUAUUAUCUCUCCACUUGUUUCUUAUCUUUAUUGUUUCUUCACUUAUCUCUUUAAGAAACAAUUUGUUCUUCACAUUUCUUCACUUAUCUUUUUAAAAUGGCAUCUUCUUCUUCUAAUAAUUUCGACGAUAUUGGAAUACCCGAUUUCGACUAAUCGGUUUUUUUCUCGUUUACGAUUAGUAUUUGUAUUUCUUUUUUUAAUAUGUUUUUAUGUCAUUUUUAUAACAAAAUUAUGUUUCUUUUAAUUUUAAAUAAUUCUACUUCAAAAAAAAUUAAUUAAUUAAGAACCCCUAUGGGGUUCUCCCAUUGGAGGAGGAAAAAAAUAAUUCCUAGGAGACAAAUCAACUUUUUUACUCUUAAUUAAAUCAAAAGAACCUCUUGGGGGUUCUCAUUGAUGGAGAUGGUCUUAGUUGUGUUUGAAGACAUAACUUUCCAUUUCUCUCUCGUCAUAAACAAAACAGUUUCUUCUUUAAUUUCCCUCUUUGUUUCAGAGAACCAAAGUAGCCGAGAUUGAAGAAUUGUGGUUGCUGGAGUGCAUGUUUGCUGCAAGCGAAGAACCCGAUGUGAAAAGGUUAAUACAUACCACAAAUCCAAGAGAAUCAAAAUCCAUAAUUGAGGCUCAAGAUCUGGAUGAGGUAGAUUUUUUUUUGCGUAACACAACGUUUGAGAAGAUCAUAUCACAAGCCAAAAAUCCAUUAGUCUCAAGUAGUUUUGGGAAGUUCGUCAUUGUCUGUGUGCUUAGAGUCAGAGCCGGCUUGCAAUGAUUCUGAAUCAACCACACCCCCCGGUGGUCGUUAGAUACUGUGUAAACCCAGCACAUGUCAAAGUGCUAGAUGAGGAAUCAAAGGCUGAGGUGAUCUCCAUGAUUGAGGAUAGGUACACACUCCCCACAAGACCUGGCUCGUAUUAGAGAAUAUAAGAAACAAAAAGAGAAGGAGGCCAAAGAGAAGAAAGAGAGAGAGACAGCCAACCGAUGAAACCCGAUCUACCCAACAUAGAUAAAUGUUGAUGUGUUUGUCUACUUUAAUGUUUUUACCCCUUAAACUUGUAUCCCCAAGUGUUUUCCAUAGCUAAUUGAAUGCUCUCUCCAGAUAAUUUAAUGUAUUAUUGGUGUUCUCGAGACCCCAACAUAUAUCUUUAGUGUUAUGUCA